Molecule: messenger RNA, 1491 nt
Organism: Alternaria novae-zelandiae
Lineage: Eukaryota; Fungi; Ascomycota; Dothideomycetes; Pleosporales; Pleosporaceae
Exons: 3
Coding region: 1-1491 (496 amino acids)
Source: RefSeq, a predicted model, not a curated record
AUGGCCACGAUGAACACCACACCUUUACUCAACACGCGUGCCCCCGCUUUCAACGCCAUUGCUUCUCGGGUGCAAGGCGCGGAUGCGGACGAUGAGGACAUUCUCGAGCGGGAUCAAGAGACGGACGAUGAGGCGAGCGGCGACGAGGUCAUCGGCGAAUUCGAUGAAAGCCACGUUGGAGACAUGAGCGACGACCACGGCUCAUCAACACCAAGCGUCAACACCCCAGUAGUAUCCUUAGACUCGGACGACACAGCGUUCGUACAGGACAUACUGGAUUUGGAAGACUUGCCCGCCUUUGGCGACGAUCUGGACACCGCCAAAUGGACAAAGCUCGCACUCUGGCAAGAAGGUGGAUACGAGGGCAUGCUGAAAGUACUUCUGAAGGAUGAGAUCGCGGCUCAUUGUCACGACUCUGCUACAGCAUCAAACACGGAUGAGCAGUGCAUCCUCAGUCCGGCGCGCAUGAUGGUCGCUUCUAUGGAUAAGGAUGUUCUCAAGGUCGUGAUACGCGGUAAUCUGGCUGUCCAAGCGAGGAGCAACAGUGUCAUCAAGGACCGCUUGGAUGAGUUGUACGUCGAGGCCAAAGACAAACCGUCGAUCUACUACCAGCUCUUCGUCGACGACAACGGCCGAUCUCCUACGCCAAACGAACUCGGCACCAUCCUGGAUACUAUGGAAGAAUACGUCAACGCUACAAACCAUACCCUCGCGAACGAGAUUGACAACGUCAAGACACCGCACGUCGAUCUGCUCAGGAGCCAAAUUGGCUUUAGGAAGUACACAUAUACCAGCUCAGGAACAAAGGAAGACAACACAUACCAGGAGUCCCAGUCCGCCGCCAGGGUCAAGGAAACCACUCGCCUGAUCAAGGAAGUACGAGCGCGACUGAGAGGCUUACCACCUCAGCACCAAAACAAGCCAUUGAAGCAUCCACUCGUCCAAGUCGGAUAUUCAGCUCGCUCUCAGGCCCGCCUCAAGAAACACGCCAAUCACUCGUGCUCUCACCCCGCCAUGAACCUCGCCGAAGCAAUCGCUGCCAUGAACCAGUACAUCAUCUACAUCAGCCACACCGCGUCCCACGCCUCGCUUUCCGAGAUCGUAUUAACCCGUCUCGCGGAAGGCUACAUGGGCAACGGAGGAGGAUUCAGCCGCUACCCUGCGAGCCGAAGCGCCGAGUCUGCGCUCAAGACUUCGGAGCAGGAAUGGGACAAGUGUGCUCAGUAUGCGAUUGAGCGGUCGCCGCUGAGGAAGAACCUAAAGAGCGAUAUCGAGAGGUUGAAGAAGAAGCUCGCUGAUGCGCAGGGAAAGAAGCCGAGUCUGCUUAUGAAGUCCGCCAACCAUGCGUUGCUCGCGAGGCUAAGGGAAGUGAAUAAAAGGACAAAAGCUAGGCGGUCGGAAGGGGAUCCAGAGAUACACCAGAAGGCUGCCGACAUCAUUGCAGAGUUUCGUAAACGGCAUCCGAUCCCGGAGGACGAGGCAAGUGUCUGA